This is a messenger RNA of Cadophora gregata, 1035 nucleotides long. RefSeq lists its product as uncharacterized. The coding region runs from base 1 to 1035 and encodes 344 amino acids. NCBI's taxonomy places the organism in Eukaryota, Fungi, Ascomycota, Leotiomycetes, Helotiales, Ploettnerulaceae. The transcript has a single exon. The record is from RefSeq and is a predicted model, not a curated record.
AUGGGCGUCAAAUUGAAGAAGACGGAGAGUGAACAGAGCCUGCUUGGACUUCGGGACGGUACUUCGGGCGAGGCCUCAGAAGAUAAUUCUCCCCAUGGAAGCAGCCUUGUUCAGAGCUCGCAAAUUGACACAACGACCGCACAGGCUGCAAAGUCAAAUAGUGAAGAAUCCCUCGAAGAAUGCUCAAAGCUCGACUCCGACGAGUAUUCAGUCUGCGAAGUCAACAAAUAUUUUGCCAAAGCACUGUCGAUGUUCCGUAAGAAGCGCAAUACGAACCUCCCCAAGAAUUUUUCGGACUUAUCAGACGAGCUUAGAUUGAAGAUUAUCCGGUUCGCAUUGGACACAAGCUACACAGAAAUAUAUGAGGAGUAUGGGCAACGCAUACCCACCAAAGCUGCGAUCUUGGGAGUUAACUACAUGUUCCGACACGAAGCUCUCAAGCAAGCGGACUUCCCACUUCGCUACACGGGAUUUCGUCUACGAGGGGUUCCUGGCUAUAAUGGUGGCAAUUUUAUUGCCUAUCCGAAACCAGAGGACGGAAUCCCUGAUUCUCGAGUUUUCGAUGCCAUAAUACCUCAAUGGAUCCUGGAGAUUGGUGACUGGGACAUAUCGGCGAUGGUCCCAGCCCAGUCAAAUCUCUAUAUCUUGUACAGAUUUCCGACAUUCAAUGCGAAGGCUAUAUCUCGAAUAGCUCAAUUCUGUUUGAGAGAUGUCUUGGUUUCCUUGAUUGAUGCUACGGUCUUAUCAGGGGUCGUUAAUUCCAAGCCUUGGUAUGUUACUUCUGAUAGUCGUGGGCCUUUCUUCAAUGGGGAGGAGGAGGUUGCCAAGGCCUUGAAGGAAGAGUUAGGAAAGCUUGAAAGCCUGCGUGGAUCACCUAUGCUGGACAAUGUUGAGCCAAGAAGAUGUUCAAAGUCUAUCGAUGCGCUGUGGGGCUUCUAUGAAAUCUACGAAAGUCGAUUGAUGCAGGUUCAUCGUUACCAUCACAAUCUCCUCUGGCGGCAAGUCAAAGCAUCAAAGAGAACACUGCGGCGAUGA